AUGGGGCCAAAGGUGACCAGCCUGUUGUUGCUAGGGCUGGUACUUUGCUAUGCAAGUGAAAUUAAAACAGUAAGAAAAUCUAACCAUGGUCACUAUGUCUGCAGUACUUGGGGGAACAACCAUUUCAAAACCUUUGAUGGAGAUUUUUACCAAUUUCCUGGGAUCUGUGAUUACAACUUUGCUUCAGACUGCCGAGAUACUUAUAAAGAGUUCUCUGUUCAUAUCCAGCGUGAGCAGAAUGACCAACUGCACCCUAAUAUCCAAUAUGUUCUUGUUGCAAUCAAAGAUGUUGCUAUUUACCUCACUCACAAGAGGGUUGUGGUAGAUGGGCAAACGGUAAAGACUCCAUACUAUAGUUCUGGUGUCCUGAUUGAGAAGAAUGAUAUAUAUACUAAACUCUAUGCAAAAGCGGGCCUAAUUCUGAUAUGGAACCAGGCAGAUGCUUUGAUGAUUGAGCUUGACUCUAAAUUCAACAAUUUAACUUGUGGCCUUUGUGGAGAUUAUAAUGGACAACAGAUCUACAACGAAUUUAUCUCAGAUGGAUUAAGCUACAACCCAAUCACAUUUGGAAACCUACAAAAAAUCAAUAACCCCCCCAAAAAAUGUGAAGAUCCUGAUGAGACAAAGCCUAUUGAACUCUGCAACCAGCAUCGUGAAGAGUGUAAAACUCUCCUAACUUCGCCAGCAUUUGCAGAUUGCCAGAAUCGCCUGAAUCUAGAACUGUAUGUUCAAGCCUGCAUGCAUGACAGAUGUGCUUGUAAGCAUACCGACGACUCUUUCUGCCUCUGCAGUUCCAUCUCUGAGUAUUCACGACAGUGUUCCCAUGCUGGUGGCAAACCUCAGAACUGGAGGACCCAUCAGCUCUGCCCGAAGUCAUGUCCCAAAAAUAUGAUUUACCUGGAAAGUGGUUCUCCCUGUAUGGACUCCUGUUCGCACCUGGAGAUCAGCAAACUAUGUGAAGAGCACUACAUGGAUGGCUGUUUUUGCCCCAAAGGCACAGUAUAUGAUGAUGUCACAGGGAAUGGUUGUGUGUUAACAAGCCAAUGCCACUGUAAACUUCAUGGAAAAAUAUUCUCCCCUGGUCAGAAAAUUACCAAUGAAUGUGAAAAGUGCACUUGUCAGUCAGGGAGAUGGAUAUGCCAGGAGUUACCCUGUCCAAGUACAUGUGCUUUGGAGGGUGGAUCCCACAUAACCACUUUUGAUGGGAAGAAAUAUACCUUCCACGGAGACUGCUACUAUGUGUUGACCAAGACCACUAAAAAUGACACACAUGUCCUUUUGGGAGAAUUGGGUCCAUGCAGUUCUUCAGACAAGCAGACAUGCCUAAAGUCAGUAGUGCUACUAACAGACCAGAGGAAGAAUGUUGUAGUUUUCAAAUCAGAUGGUACUAUAUUACAGAAUGAAAUGGAGAUUCAUUUGCCAUACAGAACAGGUAGUUUCUCAGUUUACCAGCCAUCAUCGUUCUAUACUAUUGUGCACACAAUAUAUGGGCUAAAGCUGCAGAUCCAGCUGUCUCCAGUGAUGCAACUGUUUCUCAUUGUGGAGGAGUCCAUCAAGGGAACUAUCCAUGGACUUUGUGGAGAUUACAAUGGAAUAGAAGGUGAUGAUUUCAAAACAUCAGGUGGAGUGGUUGAAGCAACAGGAGCUUCCUUUGCCAACUCCUGGAAAGCACAGGCUAGCUGUAGUGAUAUGGAAGAUAAGCUGGAACACCCUUGCUCUCUGAGUCUUGAGAAUGAAAAAUACGCUGAAUUCUGGUGCUCUUUAUUGAAAAGUGAAACAAGUUCCUUUGCCAGAUGUCAUUCAGUGAUUGAUCCAACAGAUUAUUAUAAGCGUUGCAAGUAUGAUACCUGCAAUUGUAACUCCAAUGAAGAAUGUUUGUGUGCUGCCCUGUCAUCUUAUGCAAGAGCCUGUGCUUUCAAAGGAGUCAUGUUGUGGGGUUGGAGAAAUGUAAUCUGCAACAAAGAAGUAAAUUCUUGCCCAGCCAACCAGGUUUUCCGCUACAAUCUAACCAUGUGCCAACAGUCCUGCCGUUCUCUUUCUGAGGGAAAUAAGUACUGCUUGGAAGGUUUCACUCCAGUUGAUGGCUGUGGCUGCCCUGACAAUAGCUACGUGAAUGAGAAAGGCAUCUGCGUGCCUAUGGCUCUCUGCUCCUGUUAUUAUAAAGGCUUAUAUGUGCAACCUGGAGAUAGUAUCAUGAAGGACGACAAGCGCUGUGUUUGCAAAAAUGGAGGAUUUCAGUGUGUAAUAGUGGAUAAACGCCUUAUUUCCUUUGCAGAAUGUUCAUCCAAUAAGACAUAUUUUGAUUGCACCAACUUUGAAUCUUGGUCUUCCCAAACUCCAAUACAACUUAGCUGUCAAACACUGGGUACCGAUCACUUCCAGACCGAAUGUAUCUCAGGAUGUUUUUGCCCUGAGGGCUUGAUUGAUGACGGCCAAGGGGGAUGUGUAGUAGAAGAUGACUGCCCAUGUAUUCAUAACCAGGUGUAUUAUCCCAAUGGAGAAAAAAUAAACGUUGACUGCAACACAUGUACCUGCCAAAAAGGAAACUGGAGAUGCACCAACAUAGUGUGUCAUGGGACAUGUACCAUUUAUGGCAGUGGCCAUUACAUCACCUUUGAUGGAAAAUUCUAUGACUUUGUUGGUCACUGCGAAUACGUGGCUUCUCAGGAUUACUGUGGCAACCAGCAAGGAAAGUUUAGUGUGAUCACAGAGAAUGUUCUCUGUGGAACGACAGGCGUUACCUGCACCAAGGCCAUUAAAUUGUUUCUAGGGACCACAGAGCUAAAGCUGCAAGAAAAACACAUUGAAAAAAUUGAGUGGACUAACAACAGCUCUGUAACAUAUUGGAUUCAUGGAACAGUUGGGCUGUAUAUGGUAAUUGAAGCCAGCAAUGGAAUGAUGGUCAUCUGGGAUAAGAAGACAACAAUUUUCAUCAAGCUGUUGCCCUAUCAUAAAGGGAAAGUCUGUGGUUUGUGUGGUAACUUUGAUGGCAAAGCCGGCAAUGACUUUACAACAAGGAGUAUGGCUCAAGACACGGUCAGUGCCUUGACAUUUGGAAAUUCUUGGAAAAAGGAUCCAGCUUGUCCUGAUGUAGGGGGAGUCAUUGAGCCCUGUGAUGUAAAGCCUCAUCGGAAAACUUGGGCAGAGAAAGAGUGCAGCCUCAUCAAAAGUGAAGUUUUUAAAAAAUGUCAUCACAAGGUGGAUCCACAGCCAUACUAUGAAGCCUGUGUACACGAUGCCUGUUCCUGUGAUACCGGGGGGGACUGUGAAUGCUUCUGUACUGCAGUUGCUGCAUAUGCACAUGAAUGCAUCAAAGUUGAAGCAUGCAUCCACUGGAGAACUCCAGAUAUAUGCCCAAUCUUUUGUGAAUACUACAAUCCUAGUGAAGAUUCAUGUGAGUGGCAUUAUGAGGCUUGUGGACGUGAGUUUUUAACUUGCAAGAUCCUCAAUCAAGGCAACACCAACUUUUCAGUCCCAUUCUUAGAAGGUUGCUAUCCACGAUGUCCUCCAGAUUAUCCAAUCUACGACGAGGAGAUUAAGUUAUGUGUGAAAAAGUGUGGUUGUUACUUUAAUGAUACUUACUACCUACCUGGAAAUUUAAUCCCCAACUAUGAACCCCGAGAACCGUGCCACAAUUGCUACUGCCAGUCAUUAGAAAAUGUGAUGUGUAAACUUGAAAAAGUGUGUUGUGUUUAUAAUGGCAAAGAGUAUGAAGUGAACGAGACGGUUAACAAAACUAAUGAAUGUGUGUACCUAAUAUGCACACUAAAUGGUACCAUGGAAAUUAAAUAUGAUAGAUGCACUUCAACUAUAUCUCCCUCUACUAUUCCAACAACCACCUCCAGCACUACUACUACUAUCACCACUACUAUGUCUCCAACCACUACAACAAUUUCUACUACAGGCACUUCUACAAUAGUUACAAAAAUUGAUAUUACAAAAGGUGACAAUGAAACUUAUGAAAACAUCAAACUCCACAACGUAACGAUCUGUGAGAAGCCAGAAAACAUAUCAUGCCGAGCGAAGAAAUUUCCUGAGGUGUCAUUGGAGGACUUGAAACAGGAAGUGACAUGUAAUGUUUCUACUGGGUUUAUUUGCAAAAACGAAGAUCAGGUUCCUGGAAUAAUUCCUGCAAAAGUCUGUCUCGACUAUGAAAUCAGCGUCCUCUGCUCUACUCCCACUACCACCUCCACUACUGAAAGCCCUACUACCACAAUUACUACCACUCCAUUUACUCCCACUCCAACUCCUACUCCUACCAGCACCUCCACUACUGAAAGUCCUACUACCACUACCACCACUCCAUCUACUCCCACUCCAACUCCUACUCCUACCAUUACCUCCACUACCGAAAGCCCUACAACCACAAUUACCACCACUCCAUCUACUCCCACUCCUACUCCUACCAGCACUUCCACUACUGAAAGCCCUACUACCACAAUUACCACUACUUCAUCUACUCCCACUCCAACCCCUACCCCUACCAUUACCUCCACUACUGAAAGCCCUACUACCACAAUUACCACCACUCCAUCUACUCCCACUACCACCUCCACUACUGAAAGCCCUACUACCACAAUUACUACCACUCCAUCUACUACCACUCCAACUCCUACCCCUACCAUUACCUCCACUACCGAAAGCCCUACUACCACAAUUACCACCACUCCAUCUACUCCCACUCCAACUCCUACUCCUACCAUUACCUCCACUACCGAAAGCCCUACUACCACUACCACCACUCCAUCUACUCCCACUCCUACUCCUACCAUUACCUCCACUACCGAAAGCCCUACAACCACAAUUACCACCACUCCAUCUACUCCCACUCCCACUCCUACUCCUACCAUUACCUCCACUACCGAAAGCCCUACUACCACAAUUAUUACCCCUACCCCAACUAUAUUGCCAGGAGAAAGUGGGGGCAUAUGUAAUUGCACCGAGUUACGGUGUAUUACAGAUAACAAAUGGGAGACGUAUCCUGUAAAAUGCGAACGUCCACCAAAGCCCAAGUGUGCCAAUGGGCUUGCUCCUGUAGAAGUAUUGGAUGAAAACAGAUGCUGCACGCAUUGGGAAUGUGACUGCUAUUGCACUGGCUGGGGAGAUCCACAUUAUAUGACAUUUGAUGGCCUCUACUACAGUUACCAAGGUAAUUGUACCUAUGUCCUAAUGGAAGAGAUUAAUCACACCAUCUACAACUUUGGAGUGUACAUUGAUAACUACCACUGUGAUCCAGCACAAUCUGUCUCUUGCACCCGUACUCUCACCAUAAAGCACGUGUCCCAGGAAGUGCGCCUCAAAACGGUCAAACUGAUUCCUAUGAAAGUAGAGGUGACUGUGAAUCAUGUGCAAGUGGGUUUACCUUAUGAAAAAUAUACCCUGAAGGUUUACAAGUCUGGUAUAAACUACGUGGUGAAACUAGUUAGAUUGAAUAUAACUGUAACAUACAAUGGCAUGGCCUUCACAAUCAGGAUGCCCUAUGCAACGUUUGCCAACAAUACCCAGGGACAAUGUGGAAAAUGCAACAACAAUAUCCAAGAUGACUGUAUGUUACGGAAUGGGACUGUUAUACCUUCUUGUGAAAUAAUGGCAGAUGACUGGGUUAUUUAUGAUCCAGAAAAACCACAUUGUGAACAUAUGACCCCACCUGAGAAACUUCCAACUCCUGCUCCCUGCAAACCAUCUCAGUUGUGUGAGCUUCUAAAAGGAAGUACAUUUCAGGAGUGUCAUGCCGUCGUUAAUUUUACAAGCUACUAUGAGGCCUGCGUGUUUGAUAGCUGCCGAAUGCCCAACGAAUUAAUGGAAUGUGCAAGUCUUCAAAUUUAUGCAGCAACCUGUGCAGAUCAGGGGGUUUGCAUUGACUGGAGAGGACAAACCAAGGGAGCAUGUCCCGUUAUCUGCCGACCCCAUAAAGUGUACAAAGCAUGUGGUCCUACUAUAGAAGAAACUUGCAAAUCAGGAUUAAUAGAACAAAACCAGACACGACAAAUGGAAGGGUGUUUCUGUCCUGAAGGAACCAAACUUUAUGACACUGCUAUAGAUGUAUGCGUGGAAAUCUGUGGAUGUGUUGGACCAGACGAUAUUCCCAGAAAGUUUGGGGAGAACUUUCAGUUUGACUGCAAAGACUGUACUUGCAUGGAAGGUGGAAGUGGCAUUAUCUGUGAACCCUACAAGUGUCCAAUACCAGUUGAUGAAGUACAGUGUGAAGGGGAAGGAUAUCAGAAGAUCACCAAAAUUAAUCCUAAUGACAAAUGCUGUUCAGACACUGUGUGUGAGUGCAACACCACUCAAUGUACGACCAAGCCUCCUCAGUGUGAUCCAGGAUUCAUAGCUGUUGCUAACAACACUGAAGAACACUGUUGUCCUUCUUAUCAAUGCAAUCCUAAAAAAGUGUGUGUGAAGGAUGGUAAUGAAUAUAAGCCUGGUUCAGAAGUCUUAGGAGGUCAGUGUGAAGAGUGCACAUGCACAAAUCGACAAAACAGCACCACUCUUCUGAAUAUCAUAGAGUGUAAGGAUAUCCCAUGUAAUGUGAAGUGCCAGGAGGGCUAUUCUCCUGUUCGAUACCCUGGUGACUGCUGUCCAAAAUGCGUGCAGACAAGUUGCGUUAUAAGAACAAUAGAAAAUGAGAUUCUCAUCUUAACUCCUGGUGACAGUCAGAAUGAUCCCAAAGACAACUGUACUCUUUACACCUGUACAAGGAUUCAUAGGCAGCUGAUUUCUUCUACGUCUGUGAUUACCUGCCCAUCAUUUGAUGAGAAGAGAUGCCAACCUGGCACCCUUGUAUACUUGCCUAAUGGCUGUUGUAAGACAUGUAUAUUGAUGCCAGGUGGCUCAUCGUGCUCGGCCACUCAAACAAUGGACUAUAUCAAUUACAAUGGCUGCCGUUCAGAGGAACAAGUCUCUGUGACUCAGUGUGAAGGAAGAUGUGGAACUUUUUCACUAUACUCUCCUGAAGCUAAUUCCAUGACACAUAAGUGCAGCUGCUGCAGAGAGUCAGAGACAUCCCGGAAAGAAAUCAUGCUGCUGUGUCCUGGUGGGAUCAGAAAGAAACACCGUUAUAUCCACGUGGACCGCUGCAAGUGCCUGAAAACUGAAUGUGGUGAUGAACAAAGCUCCUCAGAAGAAUUCAGGGACAUCAAACAACUCACAACGCAACAGCCCCAGGAAGAAAAGGUGAUGGAACGGGUCAAGAAAGCUCUGAGGCAUGUCGGGAAGAGAAGUUAA
Molecule: messenger RNA, 7224 nt
Organism: Protobothrops mucrosquamatus (brown spotted pit viper)
Lineage: Eukaryota; Metazoa; Chordata; Lepidosauria; Squamata; Viperidae
Gene: MUC2
Product: mucin 2, oligomeric mucus/gel-forming
Exons: 49
Coding region: 1-7224 (2407 amino acids)
Cellular component (GO): extracellular matrix
Molecular function (GO): protein binding
Source: RefSeq, a predicted model, not a curated record